AAACACCUGAUGGAGCAUUACAGGGAAUCUUGACAUGUUCGGUCCCAUCUCAAGAUCUCGCACCCUAACAAACGUAUCCAUUGCUUUUGCCUUCACUCUUAUAAUUUCCAGAAAAUCCUCUCUCCAAUCCCCACUCAUUAAUAAAAGCAGUAUGGAUGAGAUUUUCUUCCAGUUUUCCUCCAAUUCCGACCCUCAAAACACACUCCCACAAGAUGAAACUUUGGAUCUUGUUGCCAUGGCUGGCAGCAGUAGUAAUAGAGGCCGGCAAAGAAGAUUAAUGGCUAGUGAGAGGAGAGAAAAUGGUAAGGACGAUGAUGAGAGGAAGUCGAUGCAUAGGGAUAUUGAGAGGCAAAGAAGGCAAGAAAUGUCCACUCUUUAUGCUUCUCUCCGAACCCUUCUCCCUCUCGAGUACAUCAAGGGUUACUUUUCAUGGUGCUUUCAGGGGAAGCGUGCGAUAUCAGAUCAUAUGAGCGGAGCAAUAAGCUACAUAAAGGACCUGCAGAAGAGGAUCGAUGAACUGAUUGCCAGGAGAGACGAGCUAAAGGAAGUAUCGGUCGAUUUGAGUGGUUUUCGCCGGGGGACGACCGGUUCUAAUGAGGCUUUCCCGAGCAGCGUCGUGGUUCGCCGAUCUUUGGACGACGGCGUUGAAGUUGUGGUCAGCACCGGUGUUGUUGCUCAAGCUUUGACCCUCUCCAGGGUGCUACAACUACUGCUCGAGGAAGGGCUUGAUGUUGUCCACAGUAUCUCUACCAAGAUCGACGGAGGACUGAUUCACACCAUAAACCUUGAGGUUAGUGAUCUGAGAGUCGUCGAUGUGCCUUACCUGGAGCAGAAACUGAAUGAAGAAAUUCCAUCCUUCACUAAAACUACCUAGCUAACAUUAAACCAUGUCAUCUUCUUUAAUGGAGAGUUUU
Hibiscus syriacus is the source of this 914-nucleotide messenger RNA. RefSeq names its product transcription factor bHLH120-like. The record is from RefSeq and is a predicted model, not a curated record. Bases 35 to 874 code for a protein of 279 amino acids. Gene Ontology annotation, molecular function: RNA polymerase II transcription regulatory region sequence-specific DNA binding; protein dimerization activity; DNA-binding transcription factor activity, RNA polymerase II-specific. Gene Ontology annotation, cellular component: RNA polymerase II transcription regulator complex. NCBI's taxonomy places the organism in Eukaryota, Viridiplantae, Streptophyta, Magnoliopsida, Malvales, Malvaceae. The transcript is spliced from 3 exons. Gene Ontology annotation, biological process: regulation of transcription by RNA polymerase II.